Phialemonium atrogriseum is the source of this 709-nucleotide messenger RNA. Its product is annotated as putative ras. Gene Ontology annotation, biological process: mitochondrial proton-transporting ATP synthase complex assembly. The transcript has 2 exons. NCBI's taxonomy places the organism in Eukaryota, Fungi, Ascomycota, Sordariomycetes, Cephalothecales, Cephalothecaceae. The record is from RefSeq and is a predicted model, not a curated record. Gene Ontology annotation, cellular component: mitochondrial matrix. Bases 107 to 484 code for a protein of 125 amino acids.
GAAUAUCUUCGACUGCAACUUCAGGUCCUGAGCUCCCUAAUAACCAUUUUGUACAUCUCAACAUCCUCCCCAAACACCCCCCUUCAGCAACAACCCCCCCACAACCAUGUCCACCCCCUCCCCCGCCCGCAUGCGCUCCAUCUACCGCUCCUUCCUCCGCGAGCUCCCCCCGCGACCGAUCCUCUCCACCCCACCCUCCCCCAUCCACCAGCGGCUCCGCGACAGCUUCCGCACCACCCCCGGCCCCGCCUCCGCCUCCGCCUCUCCCGCCCCCGACGCCGCCGCGCAGGCGGAGCAGUUCCUCGCCUACGUCCAGGCCCAGCGCGCCUACACGGGCCUGCUGGAGCGCUACAACCCGGGCAUGGGCAUGGACGAGGAGGAGCGCGUGCGCCUGUCGGCGCGGCGCGUGGGCGUCAACCUGCCGAAGGAGUACGUCGAGGGGGAGGAUGAGGGUGGGCCUCCGGAGGGGAAGAAGAAGGAGUAGAAGAAAAACUGCUUGCCGUUGUGGUUCGUUCGUUCGUUCGUUUUCGUCCCCCGGGGGGUCCGGCUCCGGUCCAGUCGAUUGUUGGAUGCACUACCUUUCUACUCGAGUCGUCUGGUUUGGGAAGCGCGUUGUGGUGGAUUCUUGGAAGGACUACUUGUGCGCUCAUCCACUUUCCCGGCCGGAGGGCUGGUUGAAGCUCCAAGGUCGACUAGCCGAAGGUGGAUU